Molecule: messenger RNA, 1815 nt
Organism: Alternaria burnsii
Lineage: Eukaryota; Fungi; Ascomycota; Dothideomycetes; Pleosporales; Pleosporaceae
Exons: 1
Coding region: 1-1815 (604 amino acids)
Source: RefSeq, a predicted model, not a curated record
AUGUCGUGUCGCUCCCAAAGCGACGCUUACAAGUCAGUGUUGACAGACCGUUUCACCGAUACCACGGAGUCAAAGCUUCUUGACAUCCGAAAUCUUGAAGUUUUCAAGCACCAACCACUCCAAGACCCCAGUACAGAACUCCGGUAUCUAUACCUACUCCCAAGAACGCACAACAUCGAUAUCGACGGACAAACAGUAGUUUGCUGCGAGCUUGUUUCCAAUGCUGACGAGCAAGGACCUUCUUAUGUUGGCUUGUCAUACGCUUGGGGUGAUGCUCAGAUUCGUCGUCCCAUACUAGUUGGCAAUAAAGUCUUUCAUGCUACUGAGAACCUUGCUGUGGCUUUGGAACAUCUACAAGAAAAGGACAAGACUAUCACCUUCUGGAGAGAUGCUAUCUGUAUCGACCAGAGUAACUCGAACGAGAAGAGCGUACAGGUACAAAGGAUGGGUAAUAUCUUUGCAUCUGCCGUUGUGGUUCUUGUAUGGAUUGGUCCUGCAGCAGACGACAGCGAUUUAGCUCUGCAAAAGUUGGAGAGAUUUGACGAAGACUGCUCAUCAUGUGGAUGGCUGUCAUACGAACAUGGUGAACUAUUUGCAGCUCUACCGUUUGCAUCAAUCAAAUCUCUUCUUGCUCGCCCAUGGUUCAAGCGUGUGUGGGUCGGGCAAGAAGCAGCUUUGAACGAACGAGUUAUAUUCGCCUGCGGUCAGCAUGAUACUCAUCGAAGGCAGCUAUUUGAUUCCCUCAAGGUGUAUUGGGCAAGUUCGAUGGAAUUGAGAGGCGAUAGUUUGCCCCUAAGUUUCUAUCGAUUUGAGCAUACAAAACCCCUUCCUUUCCACGACGUUCUCAACCAUUUUGACGCCAGCAUAUCCUUCGCAGUUGGUAGCGAGCUGGAGUCUUCAGAUCCAAGAGACUUUGUCUAUAGUGCAUUUGGGCGGAUCAACGAUAUUGAAGAGUGUGGACUUCGCGUUGAUUACACUAGGUCAGUUGAGGAAGUAUACACGGACUUUACUGAAGCUAUUAUACGCGCUGAAAGGAUCGACUUGCUCGAAGAUGUUUUGCGUCCGUCUUCAACUUACAGAAACCUCCCGUCGUGGGUUCCCGAUUGGUCCGAGACAUCCAUGUGUGGUAUUCCUGAAAAUUCUUUGUUAUUAAAAUAUGAUAUCGCAGAGAUCUGUGAGAUUGAAAGAGGUGGCAAAGCUUUGAGAAUUUCUGCUCAACGUAGUGCUCGGGUUAGUUGUAUUGAGAACGGCUUGCAGCUUCAGCAAGGCGUUCUUGGUCUCAAUCUGUCAGAGUCAGCUUCCAUCAAUCCACAAGAGGAGGAAGAAGUUAUGUCUUUCUUAAACAUGAUUCAAGGAGCUCUUGGUCGCAAAAACCGAUGGUGCUCUGAAGAAGUGGACAAAACACUUUGCAACUUGUCGACUAGUAUGUCAUUUUCUGGAUACAUAAUCAGAGACAACGAACAACUGCUCAACAACCUGUACAUCUCAUACCAGGUCUUUGGAGGUCUCGUAACUCCUCCUGACGAUAUUCCGGACCCCCAAUCAUGGCGAAAAGACGCGAGCUAUGCUUAUCUCAACAGUCUUCGGAGUUCGAACAUCAAGAACUUCUUUAUGACAUCCCAAGAUAUCGUUGGUGUAAGUCGGGAUGACGUGCAACCUGGUGAUUGGGUGUGCGUACUCGGAGGUAUGCAAGGGGUAUGGGUCCUCCGUGAGACAGUGGACGGUCAUUAUCGCAUCGUUAGUGUCGCCGAAGGCUUUCCUUGGGAAGAUAUCAAGAACAAUGACGCGCCAGUCGAAGUUCUUACUAUAGUUUGA